UAUGGAUUUAUUUUGUUCAAAUCGUAACCAACAAAGGCCCAAUCAAUACAGUAUAAUCACAGUCAAUGGCAUUUCUGUAAUAUACCAUCAUUUUGCCUUGUACUAUAUAUACCCGUCAGCUCAACUCCCCACCUCAAAACCCUAUCUCAGCCGCAAACUCCAAACAUCCCCAAUGGCCGCCGCUGCCGCUGCCGCCGCAGCCCGCCCCCUCGUCACCGUCCACACCGUGGAGAGCGACAUGGCCACUGAUGACGACGCCGCCAAGUCCCUUCCUCUCCCGGACGUGAUGAAGGCGGCGAUCCGCCCUGACAUCGUCACGUUCAUCCACGGCCAGAUCACCAACAACGCCCGCCAACCCUACGCCGUCUCCAAGCGCGCCGGCUACCAGACCUCCGCCGAGUCCUGGGGAACCGGCCGCGCCGUCUCCCGUAUCCCCCGCGUCCCCGGUGGAGGCACCCACCGCGCCGGCCAGGGAGCCUUCGGGAACAUGUGCAGAGGCGGCGGCAUGUUCGCGCCGACCAAGAUCUGGCGCCGCUGGCACAGGGCCGUCAACGUCACCCAGAAGAGGCACGCCGUGGUCUCGGCGAUCGCCGCCUCUGCUGUCCCCUCGCUCGUGCUCGCGCGCGGCCACAGGAUCGAGGAAGCUCCCGAGCUUCCUUUGGUCGUGUCGGACACCGUCGAGGCUGUUGAGAAGACCAGCGCCGCCAUCAAAAUUCUCAAGCAGGUCGGUGCAUACCUUGAUGCCGAGAAGGCUAAGGACAGCCAUGCUAUUCGCCCAGGAAAGGGUAAAAUGCGCAACCGCCGCUACAUUUCCAGGAAAGGUCCUCUCGUGGUGUACGGGACUGAAGGCGCCAAGCUGACCAAGGCUUUCAGGAACAUCCCCGGAGUUGAGCUGGCCCACGUGUCCCGACUCAAUCUCCUCAAGCUCGCCCCUGGAGGCCAUCUUGGGAGGUUUAUUGUCUGGACUAAAUCUGCUUUCGAGAAGCUUGACGAGAUUUACGGGACUUUUGACAAGCCGUCUGAGAAGAAGAAGGGAUAUGUGCUGCCGAGGACCAAGAUGGUGAAUGCCGACCUGGCGAGGAUCAUCAAUUCUGAUGAGGUGCAGUCUGUUGUGAAGCCUAUCAAGAAGGAGAUCAAGAGGGCUCCAUUGAAGAAGAACCCGCUGAAGAAUCUGAAUGUGAUGUUGAAGCUCAACCCAUAUGCUAAGGCUGCCAAGCGGAUGUCUCUAUUGGCCGAGGCCCAGAGAGUUAAGGCUAAGAAGGAGAAGCUUGACAAGAAGAGGAAGCAGAUCACCAAGGAAGAGGCAUCCGCAAUCCAAUCUGCUGGCAAGUCUUGGUACAAGACCAUGAUCUCAGAUAGCGAUUACACAGAAUUCGAGAACUUCUCCAAGUGGUUGGGCGUGUCUCAGUGAUUCAAUGUCUAUUUUAAUUUCAGUUAAAACCCAUACUUUUUAUUUGUUUUGUCUACUGGUAUUUACAUUGAUCUUUGAGGACUUGAAUGGGAUCAUAUGGGAUGGGGAUGACUGCAACGAGUUUCCAAGCUCGUCAAAAGUUUUCCCUUCCCAUGCUUUGGUGUCCAGGUUUCUGCGCAGUUUGAGACAAUUUUGUUUAGACUAUGUUUUAAGGAUUUACAGAUUUUCAUGUGAUCAAGCCGUGGUAUUUCCGGAUUUAUUAAUUCUUUGUUCUAUCCAUUUGGUAGUGUGGUUUGUGAAUCUUACUUUAUACAUCUCUUUCAUGCUCUCUCUCAUGGUGCAUGAAAAUUCAUCUAUAAUAUAAAUUGAUAUAUAUUAGUUUUGCCUGAGG
This is a messenger RNA of Striga asiatica, 1802 nucleotides long. Lineage: Eukaryota; Viridiplantae; Streptophyta; Magnoliopsida; Lamiales; Orobanchaceae. The record is from the annotation of a GenBank genome assembly.